Messenger RNA from Penicillium samsonianum, 699 nucleotides. Its product is annotated as ceramidase. Bases 1 to 699 code for a protein of 232 amino acids. Lineage: Eukaryota; Fungi; Ascomycota; Eurotiomycetes; Eurotiales; Aspergillaceae. Gene Ontology annotation, cellular component: endoplasmic reticulum membrane. The record is from RefSeq and is a predicted model, not a curated record. Gene Ontology annotation, biological process: ceramide catabolic process; ceramide biosynthetic process. The transcript is spliced from 2 exons.
AUGCAACUAGUGGACGAACUCUCGAUGAUUUAUACCACUUGCCUUAUGGCCUAUGCCUCAUUCUCGUACUCCCGGGCCACCACCGUACGAAUCUGUCUCGGAGUUUCACUCACAGGUCUUGCUGUAUUCAUCACCCUGUACUACCACUACCUCCAAGACCCAGUCUUCCACCAGAACGCCUAUGCGCUCCUGACCACCGUCGUUGUCCUGCGCAGCAUGCACACUAUGGAAACAACCCUCCGACCCAAGUGGCGCCACUCGACGGAGGAGGACCGCCUAGCGCGCCAGAAGAAGGGACUCCCCGUUCCGACGAAGGAGCGCCAGCACUACGAGAACGUGCGCGACGAGAAGACCCUCAAGACUAUGUGGUUCAUGGUGGCAUAUGGACUGAGCAUGUUUUUGGGAGGUUUCUUCAUCUGGGGCUUGGAUAGGGUGUUCUGCUCUGAGAUCCGUCUCAUGCGCCGCUCUGUUGGUCUUCCAUGGGGUAUCUUUUUGGAAGGUCAUGGCUGGUGGCAUAUCAUGACUGGCAUCGGUGCUUACCUCUAUAUCACGUGGGGAAUCUGGCUCCGCCACUGCCUCAACAACCGACAAGACGAAUACUACCUGCGCUGGGCGCACUUCUGGCAGAUUCCCGAAGUGAUCCGCACCUCGGGCGGACCAUCCGGGAACGGGGUAUCCCGAGCCAAGAAGUCAACGUGA